AUGUAUGUACCCAAUAGGGCGGGUGGCCUUGGCGUCCCCCACCUGAUUCACUACUACCAGGCAGCACAACUGACGCAAGCACAAAACUUGCACGCCCCAUACGGAAUCAAACGGUGGGUGGAUCUUGAGCACGACAUAUUCGGCAGAGAUCACCCCUCCCUCUACAUCUGGCUACCAAAACAGGCCAGACCCCCCAUGCCACGAACGUCCCCAGCAGUAAUCAACACCAUCAGAACAUGGGAUCGAAUAGUACACAAAAGCGGCCUUACCACACCCCUGUCCCCGCUAACGCCAAUACUUCGCAACACGCAAUUCGCCCUAGGUAUGACACCUAAAGAUUUUACACGAUACGAAGACAACAACCUCACGCGCUUCCACCACUUCUUCCAGGGACAACAACUGACGCCAUUUCCCGACCUACAGCAAACGACACCUUUCCAAACAUUUGAUCUAUUUAGGCACAUUCAAAUCAAAAGCUUCCUCUCAUCCCCGGCAAACACACAAGCGGGAACCAAGGCAUUAACCACCUUUGAGAAACAAUGCAUGCAAACUCCGGUACAGAAAGACCAAAUCUCCGCACUCUACGCCCAUAUAAUCCAAAACAUCAAACAGGGCGCCCUCACAUACGUGUCGGCUUGGGAGAGGGACUUAGGCCCAGCAGAAGACCAGACGGACUGGAGUGACAUUUGGGAAGCCACAGCAACCAUAUCCAUCUGUGUCAACCACAAGGAACAGGCCUACAAAACCCUAAUGAGAUGGUAUCUCACCCCCCUCAAAAUGAAACAGAUGGGCAGGUCAGAAACAGACCUAUGCUGGAAGGGAUGUGGUCAGAAAGGAACCUACCUCCACCUAUGGUGGGAGUGCACCCCAAUUAAACAGAUCUGGCAACAAGUAGCGACCAUGGUCUCUAGAUUAUUACACACUGACAUCCCACUUAACCCUUGGAUUUGGCUGCUUUCAAAACCACACGCGGACAUACCUAGAGCACAAAACAAAAUGACAGCAAAAAUCGCCCUAGCAACUAGGAGGGCAAUAGCCGAAACUUGGGGCAGCACUGAAACACCGACCAUGGAAAUAAUUAAACGAAAAAUAGUAGACACAAUCAAAAUGGACGAACUGUCCGCCAUAGUGCACGACACUACAACAGUAUACCACAAAAUAUGGGACCCAUGGUUCUAUGAAUUCCCGACCCCCACUAGCACACACCAAAUGAGCCACUCGUAAAACACAAACCCGCUACGGGCAUCCCAGACCAUCUCACCCCGGGAAGAACACCCCACUGACUCCUCCCCCCUUUUUUUUUUUCUCCCUCUCCCCUUGCCCCAACCCCCCACGACACAACCUCAACCACACAACUACAAGAGGAUCACACCAGCCAUAAAGUAAACAGACCGAGAGUUAGACAAGGACAGACAGCCCGAAAAUUGGGCCGUAACUAUCCUCAACGAUACAAUCCCCCUCCCCUGCAAACCUCAGGAACUACAUCCCAAAAAGGUAGAACAGCACCAAGGACGAUACAAAAAUCCGACAUGAGAACUACACCCACAACAGGUUCGCUACAAUAGCCUUACCAGGCUCACUUUGACCACCCACACACCACCCGACCGAACACCCUACGACGAACACCCCCCCCACCAAAGGGGAGGGAAAGUGAACGAGGGAAAGGGAACUGCGCCUUACCCAACUCAAGCGCAAACCCAGACGUCGAGAUAGCACCCCAACCCCAAUCCUUCUUUCAUUUCUGUACCCCAUCCCAAGAUAGAGGACAGAAGACGAAUAGCGCCAAAACCGAUGUUUAA
Pelobates cultripes (western spadefoot toad) is the source of this 1799-nucleotide messenger RNA. Lineage: Eukaryota; Metazoa; Chordata; Amphibia; Anura; Pelobatidae. The record is from the annotation of a GenBank genome assembly.